CGGAGAUGGGAUAUUCAGAUCCGCGCGCACUGAGUGACAGCCUCCAAAUGCGCCGAGAAACUCUGCUGCUGCUGCUGCUGCUGCUCGUGCUCCUCACAGCCCUCUACACACACGCACACACACACACACGCACACACACGUACAUGCGCAAACACCCAUGCAGCUCUCGCGCACGCACGCGGCGCUGAAGCUCUCUGUCUCUCUCUCUUUCUGCGUGUGUUCGCGUUUUAUUUCUAUUUAUGCGACAUUAUAUCAGCUUUAAUUAGUCUCCAUCUUAGCGGAAGAAGUAGCGAGGCGCGCGCCAGGUAUUUCUAUUCCUGCACUUCUUGUUUUUUUUUUUUUUUUUUUUGUGGGAAAGAAAAUCAUUUUAGAAAAAGAAGCAGAAGAAAAAGAAGAAGAGAGAUAUCGCGCGACUCGUUUGCGUUUUCAGGUUCGGGCUCCUUUUUUCUCUUUUUUUUGGACAAAAGACUGGAUGCAAUUGUGAAGAAAAAGAAGAAGAAGAAGUAGUAGUAGUCCAUUUUUCUGUCAUUCUGUCUUUAAUUUUUUAUGUCCUUUUUUUUUUUUUUUUUUUUUGGAAGAAAACACCGGAUCUGUUAGAUGCAUUAGAAGAAGAAGCGGCGCGCGACUUCACUUGUGCAUUUUCUCUUCUUCUUCUUCUUUUUUUUAUUUUUAAUUUUUAAGGAAGAUCUCACCUUAACCAUCGCAUGCAUCACCAGAAGACGUGAAUCCUUCUGAUUUUUUUUUUUUACUGUGUAAAGAAACAUCGGACUUCUUCAUGCUUUAGGGGAAGAAACAAGAAACAGUCGCGCGACACACAUCUUUUUCUCUUUUUCCGCCCUUGUUCUUUUUUUUUUUUUUUUUCCAUUUUACACAUGCUUUAAGCACAGUGUGUUUUUUGGACACUUCACACUCAUGCAUUAGCGCCGCGUCUGGUGCGCGGUGUGUGUUUUUAUUUUUAUUGUAGUAGAUAUAUUGGAGUUGUUUUUGUUUUCCGGCGCGAUGUCGUAUCCUCAGGGUUACCUGUACCAGCCCGGCCCGGGCUCUCUGGCUCUCUACCCGCUCAGGAGUGAAGAGCUCGAGCUGGCCGCGCGCUGCUCGUCUUCCUCCUCGUCUUCGUCUUCCUCCUCCUCAUCCUCCUCGUCCACGGGUUCUGCGUUCACUCCGUACCCCGCGUCCGCCGCCUUCACCGCCUCCGCCACGGGCGGCUUCGCGAGCGCGCUGAGCUACCACACCGACCCGGCCACCGGCUUCCCCUCCUACAUGGCCUCCCCGUACGACCCCCCUCCCUCGGCCAUGGCGGCUCCGCUCGGGUUCCCGCCAUACGGCAGUGCGGGAUUCCCGCCGCCCCCGUACCAGCUCAACGACCCCGCGUACCGGAAGAACGCCACGCGCGACGCCACGAGCACGCUGAAGGCCUGGCUGAACGAGCACCGGAAGAACCCGUAUCCCACCAAGGGCGAGAAGAUCAUGCUGGCCAUCAUCACCAAGAUGACGCUCACGCAGGUGUCCACGUGGUUCGCCAACGCCAGACGGAGACUCAAGAAGGAGAACAAAGUGACGUGGGGCGCGCGGGCCAAGAGCGAGGACGAGGACGAGGAGGAAGGAGCGCGCGCCGAGCGGAAAGAGGAGGAGGAAGAGGAGGACGACAAGCACGCGGACAACGGAGACGCGUCCGCCGAGGAUGAGGGCAUCAGCCUACAUGUGGACUCUCUGACUGACCACUCGGCCGAGUCGGAUGGAGAGAAAGUCCUCUGCAGGAUUGACGACUUCUCCUGCAAACCUUCUCCCGAAGCAAAAGAGAAACGCUCUGAGAUCGACCUGACCUCGGCUCACGGGGGUCACGGGGGUCUGUCACCCAAACCCAUGACCUCGUCACCUCUGACCGGGGUGGAGGCGCCGCUCUUGGACGCGCAUCGCGACAAAAACAAGACCUGUGCUGACGUCCAGAGCCAAAACACCAAGCCCAAGCUCUGGUCGUUGGCUGAAAUCGCCACUUCAGACCCCAAACAGCCGCUCCAGAGCCAGAACUGCCCCUCAGGGGGCGGGAUUUGGACCUCCAGCCAAUCGGGCGCGGCUCCCUCAGCGUCCAUCUUGGCCAGGCCGAUUUAUUACACUUCUCCUUUUUACGGCAAUUAUGCCAAUUAUGGGAACUUCGGGCAGGGGAUCCUGCGCUACGGCUCGAUUCAUAAACACACUCCUGAGACGACGAUGCUAAAGGCUAAUCACGCUAAUCACAUCCAGACGGAGCAGCACUUCAGGGCCUUGAGCGCGGAGGCCAAGAAAGCAGACUCCGGUGACGUGUGCACACUCGGACCUCAGUCUUACCUCUCGAGCUAAAGAUGAAGACGACGAGCAAGUAGGCGUCAUCAAGCGAACCAUCCUCCUCCUCCUCCUCCUCCUCUUCCUCUUCCUCUUCCCACGCUGGCGUUAAAUCAUUUCCCCGUACACCGGAUCAUAUUUGGUGUCACCUACAGUUAUGAAAUUUCUGAUAAAUAAGGACCUAAAUGGACAGCAGGUGUGUUAUUGGACAAGACGUGUGCGUUUUAUUGAUUAAAGUAAUUAUCUAACCCGUAAAUAAGGACACGGUUUCUCAGGAUCCCUAAGUUUCGCUUCAUUGCCACCCUGACGGUACGCGGGAAACGUGGAACGUUAUUUCGAAGACUUUUUUUCAUUUGGGCCUGGAUGUGACACACGGAAACGCAGGAAGACGACACGGCGCCGGUGAAGAGUGGAAUAUUUGAUAUUUAUUUUUGUAAAUGAGGGCAAGUCGCCUGUAUAAUUUAUGCAAGUUGUAUUGCAACGACACACAAAAACCCCCGACGUUUUGUUUGUUUGUUUUGUAAAUAGAUAACGGUCGGUUUUUAUUUAAAAAGAAAAAAACGGGCGAGGGUGUACACAAAAAUGUUGUUAAACAAGAAGACUUUUACUAAUUUAUAUCUUGCAUUGUAAAUAAAAAGAGACGUGCUAACGUGCACUGGCUAAUUUC
Pangasianodon hypophthalmus (striped catfish) is the source of this 2986-nucleotide messenger RNA. It is a transcript of the gene irx2a, whose product is annotated as iroquois homeobox 2a. The record is from RefSeq and is a predicted model, not a curated record. Bases 1000 to 2337 code for a protein of 445 amino acids. Gene Ontology annotation, biological process: neuron differentiation; regulation of transcription by RNA polymerase II; cell development. Gene Ontology annotation, molecular function: RNA polymerase II cis-regulatory region sequence-specific DNA binding; DNA-binding transcription factor activity, RNA polymerase II-specific. The transcript is spliced from 5 exons. Lineage: Eukaryota; Metazoa; Chordata; Actinopteri; Siluriformes; Pangasiidae. Gene Ontology annotation, cellular component: nucleus.